AUGGCCCUGAUUGAGCGACAGUUGGAACAGAUUCCCUCAGUGUCGAGCAUUGGACUUCACAAUCCCGGCUCAAGCAGCUCAUUUGGCCUCGUCCGCGUCGAGUCAGCUUCAGCGGCAUAUGCUGUCCGCCACAGCAUAUACUCGAACAUAAGGCCCCGCGGAUCCAUCAAACUUAAGGAACGACAUCGAGCCGUGCGAUUUCAGGAAGAACCUGCUCCAAAUAUCAUCCACGAAACCAUGGCCCCCAUAUAUCUCCACCCCAGAUCCUACGCCCCGUCCAUCAUCCGCCGCUCAGCAGCCAACUACCUCGACUGGCCCUUAUGGGCGCAGAUCCUGCUUCCAGUCCUCGCAGUCACCCUCUGGGUUCCUGCAUACUUUGUCGUCGAACUCGUCAAGGACUUCUCCUGCUUUCGUUCAAGGGAAGACUAA
This is a messenger RNA of Exophiala viscosa, 429 nucleotides long. RefSeq lists its product as uncharacterized. Bases 1 to 429 code for a protein of 142 amino acids. The transcript is spliced from 2 exons. Lineage: Eukaryota; Fungi; Ascomycota; Eurotiomycetes; Chaetothyriales; Herpotrichiellaceae. The record is from RefSeq and is a predicted model, not a curated record.